Molecule: messenger RNA, 1548 nt
Organism: Rhizoctonia solani
Lineage: Eukaryota; Fungi; Basidiomycota; Agaricomycetes; Cantharellales; Ceratobasidiaceae
Product: acyl-CoA dehydrogenase
Exons: 18
Coding region: 1-1548 (515 amino acids)
Molecular function (GO): oxidoreductase activity, acting on the CH-CH group of donors; flavin adenine dinucleotide binding
Source: RefSeq, a predicted model, not a curated record
AUGGCUCCCCAGAACAUUUCCGCCCAACCCACGGCUGCUCCUGCUAUGGAGAUGACGAUGCAACCCACCAUUGAGCAGGCUCAGUGCCAGAACCAAAAGCAAGGAUUUGCUGCUCGUAUUCGAGGAGGCGGAGCAGGCAAGGACUGUUUAAUGGGCGCUUUGGCGUGUUUCUUGUGCUGCGAGUGCUUUGAAGGCUGCUGCGAGUGCUUUGCCGAUAUCGUCGCUGUCCAUGUGAAAUGUGCUGCUAGAACAACCUAUGGCUAUUCUUUCGCAGAGUUCACUUCGCCCUCGACUUGGGCUUUCAUUGAGAGCAAGUUCACUCCAUUUGGGAAGGAAACUCUCGCGAAAGUAGUCGACUUUGUGCAGAACGAAUGUCUUCCUGCCGAAAAGAUCUUCCACGCCCAGAUCUCUACGGACCCUAAGCUACGAUGGGCUACCACACCCCAAUUCAAGGCGCACUAUCCUGACGUCGGUGUACCGUUGACAAAUGUCGAGUAUGCUGUGAUGGCUGAGAUUAUGGGCCGAGUUGGUCAACUUGCCAGCGAAUCUAUGAAUUGCUCUGCACCAGACACCGGAAACAUGGAGGUCUUCGCUCGCUACGGAACACCCGAACAGAAGAAGAAGUGGCUUGUGCCGCUCAUGAACGGCGAGAUCAGGUCAGCAUUCAGUAUGACCGAACGAUUCAUUGCUUCCUCUGACGCAACCAAUAUCCAAACAUCCAUUCGCCGCGAGGGAGACGAGAUCGUCAUCAACGGUGGAUUUCUGGGGCCUGGUGACCCACGUUGCCGUGUUCAUCUCGUUAUGGGCAAGUCUGACCCUAAGAAUCCUUCUCCAUACAAACAACAGUCUAUUGUGAUUGUUCCUGCGGAUGCACCUGGAGUGCGCGUUAUUCGUCCAAUGCAAGUAUUUGGCUACGAUGAUGCACCAGAAGGUCAUUGCGAAAUCAUUUACGAAAACGUUCGAGUGCCAGCGUCAAACAUUAUCGCUGGCUGGGGAAAAGGAUUUGAGGUUAUUCAGGGACGCCUUGGACCUGGUCGUAUUCACCACUGUAUGCGUUCGAUUGGUAUUGCUCAGAGAGCGCUCGAUUUGAUGCUUGAACGUGUUACCGAUGAGCGCAAGAAGCCUUUCGGAAAGGUUUUGGCCGAACAUGGCACCGUCGUUGCCAAUAUCGCCAAGUCCCGUGCUGAAAUCGAAGGUGCAAGGUUGUUGGUAUUGAGCGCUGCCCAUCAGAUUGACCAGUUCAAGGCCAAGGGGGCAUUGAAGGAGAUCGGUAUCGCCAAAUUUGUUGUUCCAGGGAUGGCGUUGCAGGUCGUUGACCGGGCGAUGCAAGUACAUGGUGCCGAAGGUAUUUCUCAAGAUACUCCUUUGGCAAAGUUAUGGGCCGGACUGCGUACACUCCGCUAUGCCGAUGGUCCCGAUGAGGUUCAUAUGCAACAAAUCGGUCAGCGUGAGCUAAAGAGGGCAGCGCGCAUCAGGGAAUUGAGCGCCGCUGCUCAGCGCAAGGAAGACCAACUUUGGAAAGCUGCUGGUAUCAAACCCAAGCUCUAA